This is a messenger RNA of Symbiodinium sp. CCMP2592, 765 nucleotides long. NCBI's taxonomy places the organism in Eukaryota, Dinophyceae, Suessiales, Symbiodiniaceae. The record is from the annotation of a GenBank genome assembly.
AUGGGGAAGUCCAAGUUCAACAAGAUGGCAUGUGCCAAUGUGUUCUCCUCUGAUCCGCAGCCACAAGCCGACCUGACGGCCACCUGUAGUGGCUUCAAGGAAGGCUCAGAGCGCGCUGAGGACGUGCACAGCACCGAUACAGGUGCAGUAUUCGGGGCACAUGCCCCUGGUCAGUGGGAGGAGAAGCCAAGAGGUGAUACGGAGACAAUGGAGCCCGCAGAGACAGGAUCGUCGCUGAGCCCGGCAAGUCAGUGGACUGAAUCCGGACAACGAGGUGAUUCAGAUGGCAACCUAGAAGCGAUCCUUUUGAGUCUCUUGCGCCAGUCAGAGAUGGAGGAGUCCCUGGCCGAGAAGGGAAGCACGGAGGCCAACGAAGCACCCACGCGGGCUUCGACGGACGCAGCAGAAAUUGAGAUGGAUUCAUCACCAGAGCCCGACAGCAAGGAGGACUUCGAGGAGGACGAGGAGGAGGAGGUUGAGCAGGAGGAGCCUUACAGUCCAGAGUUUGAUCCGGACUCUGGCUUUGAGGUCGCCUUCCAGGCAGGUGCGGCCCCGCCAACGCUGCCUUUUGCCAACGUUGGACCCGAAGAGUCGGAGCUUUCUUUUGGCAUCGAGUCUCUGCCCAUGGUCGAGCAGUCAGUCUACGCUUUGCAGCCGGCGCAGAGCACUCCGCCAUCCAUGCCGCAGCUCACGCCGCACUCAAGCCUUUCAAGCAAGCCCGAGUGCCGCAAACUCAAGAACUCGAAGUCCGAAGUCCAUCAUUGA